Messenger RNA from Neoarius graeffei (lesser salmon catfish), 1321 nucleotides. RefSeq names its product hydroxysteroid (17-beta) dehydrogenase 14 (gene hsd17b14). The record is from RefSeq and is a predicted model, not a curated record. Lineage: Eukaryota; Metazoa; Chordata; Actinopteri; Siluriformes; Ariidae. Gene Ontology annotation, molecular function: estradiol 17-beta-dehydrogenase [NAD(P)+] activity. Bases 111 to 950 code for a protein of 279 amino acids. Gene Ontology annotation, biological process: steroid catabolic process. The transcript is spliced from 10 exons. Gene Ontology annotation, cellular component: cytosol.
CCGUGUGUAUUUUGCGGAAGGAAAACAAGAUUAGCUGACAGCUGACUUCUCUCCAGGCUGCAGAUACUUCAGCUCCUAAUAUCGGUUCUGUGGAAAGAAGCUGCAGGAACAUGGCGAAGGCACUGCGAUACCAGGACAGGGUGGUGAUUGUGACCGGGGGCUCGAAAGGUAUCGGCAGGGGCAUCGUUCAAGUGUUCGAACGGGGCCAAAGUUGUUUUCUGCGCCAGAGGAGGAUUAGUUUUCUUUCUGACACAUCAUUCUUUGACUCUUAUUUCCCUGUUGAAACGGGUAAACGUGUGGAGGAAGAGCUCAAUAAAGCGGGACCGGGGUUGUGUCUCUUUGUGUCUUGUGACAUGUCUAAGGAAGAGGACAUUAAGAGGCUGAUUGCUACGACCGUCGAGCGCUUCGGACAGAUUGACUGUCUGGUGAAUAACGCAGGCUGGCAUCCUCCUCAUAAACCCACAGACGAGACCAGCGCAGAGGAGUUUAGAGAUUUACUCAACCUCAAUCUGAUCAGCUACUUCCUCGCGUCCAAGUUUGCGCUUCCAUACUUGCGGAAAACACAAGGCAAUAUCAUCAACGUCUCCAGCCUGGUGGCGUCUAUUGGACAGAAACACGCCGCUCCAUAUGUAGCCACCAAGGGGGCGAUCAUCUCUAUGACCAAAGCCAUGGCUGUAGAUGAAAGUCGCUACAAUGUGAGAGUUAACUGCUUUUCCCCUGGUAAUGUGAUGACCCCUCUGUGGGAGGAGCUCGCAGGACAAACAGCCAACGCAGCCGCCGCUAUCAAAGAGGGAGAGAAUGCACAGCUGCUGGGGCGGAUGGGCACCGAGGAGGAAAGUGGACUCGUUGCUCUCUUCCUGGCUGCUGAUGCCACCUUCUGCACUGGUACAGACCUGCUCCUGAGCGGCGGAGCUGAGCUCAACUACGCCUUCAAAAGUCAGAUUCCUUAAAAACAACAAAAGCAUCAUGUUUACAUCGUCUCGAUCCAUCUGUUUCUGUCACGGGUUCCUGUAAGAACAUUGCAUGGGUUGAUAGAAUCAUCAUAAAAAUGUAAACAAUGUUUAUUUUUUUCUGUAAUCAGAACAUAGUGUUCUGAACAAGUGUUACUGAUUUACUGAUGGUGUUCAGAACAAGACAGUGUUACUGAUUUACUAAUGUUUUAAUCCACUGGAUGUUACACGAAUCUUGUUUACGAACACAAUUUAAUGUUCCCGCACAUUCCUGAUUCUGAGCAGAGUUCAGACUGAAUGUUUUCUUGAUUCACAACUGUCUGUUUCACGUUGUCAUCUGAUUUCAGAAAUAAAGACGUCUGUUAAAAAUG